This is a messenger RNA of Chara braunii, 5919 nucleotides long. NCBI's taxonomy places the organism in Eukaryota, Viridiplantae, Streptophyta, Charophyceae, Charales, Characeae. The record is from the annotation of a GenBank genome assembly.
GUUGGGGUGUUGACAGAAACAGCGUCGUGCCUGUAUGUACGUAGAAGGAGCUAGAGGGUAGAAAGGGAGAGCAAUCGGGUGAGUCAGGCAGAUGGGUAGAUAGAGAGAUACAUAGUAGAAGUAGCCAUAGACAGAUUGAUAAAUACAUACAUACUCUGGCACACAUGUAUACAGAUACGCAGACAGACAACAGACAGACCGACAGAUAGGCAGACAAACAACAGACAGACCGACAUACAUACAUACAUACAUACAUACAUACAUACAUACAUACAUACAAACAAACAAACAUACAUACGCGCACGCACACACACACACACACACACACACACACACACACACACACACACACACACACACACACACACAGAGAUGGGGAGAGUAAUGACUACUAGUAGACCGAUAGCUAGAUCGCUGAGCGCGACAGUGAUGUCAGGGGCAGCGUCGGUGGGGCUGCUAUCGAAUUUGUUCUCGCAGCAGUGCGAUAGUCAAGGGAAUCACGUGGAUGUGCUGUUCGGGUCACCAGAGUUCUGGGUGUACUGCGCAAUAUGUACGCUCCUGGUAGUUUUUGCAGGGUUGAUGUCAGGGUUGACAUUGGGCUUAAUGUCUCUGGAUCUGGUCGAUUUGGAGGUGCUGAAGCAGAGCGGAACGCCUCAGGAACAGGCUCAAGCAGCCGUCAUGGACCAGAGGUCCGGAGAAGCAGACGAGGCCUAUCAGGCCCGGAUGCUGGCUUGGAGUACCGAAACGAAGAAACGGGCAGAUGACGCAGCAGCAGCAGCGAAGACGAAGGCAGAGGAUGCCGAGCAGGCACGUAUGCUGGCACUUGAACAACAGCGCCAGCAUGACGAGGCAGCAGCAAGGGCUGCCGAUGAAGAAAGAAACCAACGUCGUGAGAAGAUAUUUAGCGGAGAGCAGACUUUGCUCACAACGGCAGCGGCAUGGCGGACCGAGGCCGAGAAUGGCAAGUUGGAGGAUUGCGAAAACAAGAUCGCUCUCGUCCUCUUGCAUCUCACAGACCUCCUGGCUACAUGCAUUACGCAGCAGGAGGAUAUCCACAGCCUCGACGACUCGCUAGCUCAAGUCCAAGGCGGCCUUCAACAGCUGGAGCAGCAACCAGUCGCCGCCGCCAAUGCAAGCUCUUCCAAUACCUCCGAUCGCCUCGACGCAUUGGAGAUGGACGUCCGCUCCCUCAAGGAUGGCGUGCAGUCACAACAGACCGCAACGCAACAGUUGGAACAACGGAUCUGUACCGCAGCCAACACCUCGAGUCCGGAACCGCGCGAGACAACUCCAAAGUUCGACGGGCAGGAAAUCUUUUGCGACUCGACAAAGACAGAUCCGAUUCCAUGGUUCCGCAAGUUCGAGCUCACGCUGCAGCUACACAACGUCAAAGAACACAAGCACCACGCAUACUUGUACUCUCGCUCAGGGGGCGCGUGCCAGGCUUGGUUGGACAACCUCUUGUCCAAGUACGGAGUGGUAGCUGCCGACUUGCACACCGAGAUCGGUUGGGAUGAUCUGAAGGCGGUGUGGCACAGGCGGUUCCAAGUUGAGCCGCCCGAGAUCAAGGCUAUGGACAAGCUCAUGGUCUUCGAGCAAGGCACGCUGCCGAGUACCGACUGGAUCGCCGAGUACCAAUGCUUGACGUCAGUCCCAGACAUCCAAAUGGGCUUCAAGGCCAUCGGCCAUUACUUCAUGUCAAGGUCCUGUCUGACAUUAAGCAAUGCCCUGACUCACGUCAAGGACACUUUGACGAUGACGGCGGAACUUUUUGACAAGGCCACGCAGAUCAUCAUUACGAACAAGGAGGCUAAGAACCUCCGUUCGUCUGCGUCAGGCCCGAGCAGGGACCAACAUCGGCCAAGAGUGGCUGUGGUCGCAGCGGCAACGCCCGGCGACAUGUCGUUUUCAAGUGGUUCUUCACGGGAAUCAACGCGCGAGUUCAACAUAGAGGUAUUGGAGCCGCUCACGUCCGAGGACUUUGCAUGGCUUCCUUUCCCGACCACGGGACGCUUGAUGGGACCACAAUGCGCAGCACUAUGCGCUCAUCUACACACUUACUUAUCCUUCUAUGCACCACCAACUUCGCCGACGGAUGACGAAGUCGCAGUGGGGGACAUCCUGGCGUAUACUACCAAGGUGGCCCCCGAGUUUCGCACGCAGCGGUACGAUGACAACAACGCACCGCUCAUGUAUGUCCGCAUCCAAGUUGGGCAAGCGUCCUGCAGCGCUUUGCUGGAUAGCGGCGCGUCUCGCAAUUUCAUGAGCCAAUCCUUUAUGCAAAGGGCUGGCCUUGGCGCACAAGUUCGGAGGAAGGCAAACCCGACGGCGAUCAAGUUGGUGGAUGGAAAGACGCAGCAACUUCUCGACCGUUACAUCGAGGCCGUACCGGUUUAUUUCGCACCUCAUGCAUGCGAACCGGUGACAUUCGAUAUUCUGGACACGGACUUCGACAUCAUUCUGGGAAUGCCUUGGCUUGCAAGUGCAGAUCACACGGUCAACUUCCACCGGCGGACUCUUAGCGUUCGUGACGCCUUUGGCGCGGAAGUGGCGUGUACUAUUCCUCUAACGCACCCUUCGAUUCGGUGCCAAGUGGUGACGGCCAAAUCAUUCAGGGCGACUUGCGCUUACGAGCAGCCCGAGGAGAUCGGCCUAUGUUUCCUACGGACCGUCGCGGUAGCGGACGCUUCACCCACGAACUUGUCUUCUGACCCCUGGGUGGUGCGGUUGCUGGACGAGUUCGCUGACAUCUUCGAGUCACCUACCGGUGUGGUGCCGGACUGGCCGAUCUCUCACGAGAUCAUUCUUGAGGCCGGUGUCGUGCCGCCGAAAGGUUGCAUCUAUCGCAUGAGCGUGGAGGAGCUUGAGGUCCUUCGCGCACAACUCGACGAUUUGUUUGCCAAGGGCUGGAUCCGCCCUAGCAGCUCCCCAUAUGSAGCACCGGUUCUCUUCGUCCAGAAGAAGAAGAUCCAGAUGAUGUCUGAAGCUCACACGAUACUGCAUUCUCGGUUUGGGAGGGCGUCCUCUGCCGGAUGGUCGAGGAACAGGCAUCACUCGGUGCUCGACAAUCUGGUCAAUGUCCACUUCGCCAUCCAUGGGCCCACUCGAGGUGGUACUGCCACCCAGCCAUACACGAAGGAGGAGGAGGAGAAGAUGGUCGCUAUCCUGCAGGAGAGAAAGGAGAAGGAGGCCAAGAAGAAGGCCUUGAAGGAGGAGCAGGCGGCCAAGUUGAAGAAAAUUGAGGAAGAGAUGGCCAAGGAGAAAGAAAGAUUGAAAAAGGAAGAAGAGGAGAAAAUGAAAGAGGUGGAUGAGGAAGAGGAAGGACCGCCACUGCAAAAGAGUGGGCAGCACAGUGGCAGCAGCAGUGAUGAGAUGGAGAAGAAGAUUUCGGAAUGGGUCGCCAACUUGUCCUUGGGUGAAGAGGAAGAGGUUGCUAUGUACAUCCCCAAGGAUGAGCAAGAAGCCGCCAUGAAAAAAUGGGAAGCAGAGGCAGAUGUUCUGACGCRGCGGRCGAUGGAGGAYGAACAGAGGAUGGYSUGGARGCUCGYAGUGAUGAGGGAGAAGAAGAGAAGAGUGGAGGCGGCGAAUGCAGCAAUGCAAGAACUAGCGGAGGUGAGGACUGCCUUAACAACGCAAUUGGCUCCGCAAGUAGAUCUCCAACGUAAGGUGGAGAUCAUCGCCCAGAGUGUUGAGCGGUUAGCUAAAGUGCAAGAAAAGCACUAUGAGUUUAGCCGCAGUCAGGAGAUAUCUGUGCGUUCGAUGCGAACGGGCUUACGGGACUUUGCUCUCGAGUUAGUAGGCGCUGUGGGGUCCGAGGUGACUCACCGCCUCGAGAAGACUGAGCGUUUUUGCGUCGGCGCCAUUGAGGGCGUCAAGGUGGCAGCUCCCAAGGAGGAGGAGGCUCGUCCUCGCAGGGAGCCGGUCAAGGUCAAAUUCCCCGAUUCCUACAGUGGAAAAAGGGAAGAGAACUUUGACAAUUGGGAGGCUAACGUUAAGACUUAUGUCCACCUUCAACAGGUCUCCCCGGAUCAGCAGGUCCUAAUUGCGAUCCACGCGCUUAGAGAUGAGGCCGCCAGCUUUGCAAGGUCCCUAGUUCGCGCUGCCGACUGUAGCGACGAUCCAGUUGCGUACUCCUCGUUCACGUCCCUCACUGAGUUCCUGAAGCUGCUGCGCGAGCGAUUUGCUGAUGUUGCCCGUAGUGUCAAAGCCUCAGAUAGGCUUCAGAGAAUACACUCGCGCCAAUGGAAGAGUGCAAGGGCACUCAAAGACACAAUGGAUGAGUUAGUGGCUGUUCCUGACCACAAGGUCACAGAGACCCAGUUGGUCAACCUUUUCUACCGGGCUAUGCCCGAAGCGCUGCGUGGUCACUUCUUUGACAAGAGUCAGGACCCUGCUAUGACUUGUGAUCGCUGUAUGAAUGAUUUGUUUAGGCCGUGGUUAGACAGAUUUGUCGUAGUUUACCUAGAUGACAUUCUUGUGUUUAGUAGGACCCUCGAAGAGCACCAGGGUCAUCUCAGGCAGGUCUUGGAGAAGCUGAGGGAAGCUAACUUCAAGAUCAAUGCAAAGAAGUGCGAUUGGGCGAAGACCCAUGUUUUGUAUUUAGGCCACGUCUUAGACGGAGACGGCGUUAAGCCAGAGGAUAGCAAGAUCGCAGCGAUUAGAGAUUGGCCCAAGCCACGUACGCUGACAGAGUUGUGCUCGUUCCUGGGCUUAGCUAAUUACUACAGGAAGUUCGUGAGGAACUUCUCCACCAUCGCUGCGCCCCUUCGCAGAUUGUUGAGGAAGGAGACCAUCUGGAAGUGGGAUAAGGACUGCACGUCUGCCAUGAAGAAGUUAAAGCAGGCAUUAAUAGAGUAUCCAGUCCUUAAAGUCGCCGAUCCGUCCUUGCCUUUUGUCGUCACGACCGAUGCGAGUCAAUACGGCAUAGGCGCGGUGUUACAACAAGACGAUGGCAAUGGGUAUAGACCCGUAGAGUUCAUGUCCGCUAGAAUGCCUUCAGAGAAGGUCGCGACAUCUACCUACGAGAGGGAACUCUACGCUCUCAGGGAAGCCUUAGACCACUGGAAGCACUACUUGCUUGGGAGGCACUUCAAAGUCUAUUCUGACCAUGAAACGUUACGAUGGUUAGAGACGCAGACCAAGAUGACACCUAAGCUACGAUGGUUAAAGACGCAGACCAAGAUGACACCUAAGCUUACUAGGUGGGCCGCAGAGAUAGAUCAGUACGACUUUGAACUCAAGCCUGUCAAAGGGAAGUACAACGUAGUCGCGGAUGCUCUGAGUAGAAGAGCUGAUUAUUUUGGGGCAAUAGUACAUUACCUCGAUAUAGGGAAGGAUCUGCAGCAAAAGGUUAGAGAAGCCUACGCGCAGGACCCUAUCUAUGGUGAGCUCCUUAAGAAAGUCAAAGAGGCCCCAGAGACCGAGCUGAACUACCGCACUACUGAAGGGUUGCUUUUUGAGAAGACUAAUGUUUUUGACCAAUUGUGCAUCCCCAAUAGCGAAGAGAUCCGCAGUCUGAUCCUGGGAGAAUACCAUGACACGGAGGGUCAUUUUGGUUGGUAUGGGUGUAGCAAGAGGUUAAUGCCAGGCCAGUCGCUGAACCCGAUUCUCAGCAUAUGAGGACAGUGCAAAGGAUGGGUGGCUUUUGGGAACGGGCAGACAGACAGAAGGAGACCCCACUGGUGCCCCUCAGUGGCUCCUACCGGAAUCCUGGCCAGGCCAGUGGAUGGAAAGGGGGAUGGGGGCUACUAGCUUUUCUGGGACGCUGGAACCAGUUUCCAGCAUGGUUGGUUUUCAUUGUUUGUUUCAUGCUCAUGUGCUUCCUCAAACUUCUACUUACGCAUCUCACAAAGGACGCUGAUUCAACAGCCUKCGCAGUAAAUCCUCUGGAAACCAGAGUAAUCAAUGCUGGCAGGCGUU